CUCACAUCGUAACCAAACACAUAACAAAAAAACACUCUACAAUGGCAAGGAUGAUGAUGAUGAAAGCUCUAUGUAUGAUGGUGGCUUUCAUGGUGGUGGUUGCCCCCUAUGCGGAGGCCCUGUCUUGUAGUGAUGUGGUUAGCAAGUUGAGUCCAUGCAUAAACUACUUGCAAAAUGGUGGUUCAGUACCCACUGCUUGUUGCAAUGGCGUUAAGGGACUGAAUGCGGCUGCAAAAUCAACAGCGGAUAAGAAGACGGCAUGCGGUUGCAUGAAGAAUGCUUAUCACUCUAUGUCUGGCAUCAAAGCCAACAUCGCCUUAGGCCUUCCCAAAAAGUGCGGCGUACACAUUCCUUACAAGAUCAGCAUGAGCACUAACUGCAACAACAUAAAAUGAGCCCUAGGUUGAACGGAUGAAGAUGCAAAUCUGGCGUUGGGAGAGUUAAAAGCCAUCAAAUAAUUAAGUAAUGCUAAAAUAAAAAUGAAAACAAAUCUUGUUUUCAUUUUUAAAGGGUUAAAAGUGUGUAUGCUCAUUUGCUUUUUAUUGUCUUUCAAUAACAUAUAAUGUUUUUUUGUUAAUUAUGAUAUAAUAAAAUUUGGUUUAUCUCA
Molecule: messenger RNA, 607 nt
Organism: Helianthus annuus (common sunflower)
Lineage: Eukaryota; Viridiplantae; Streptophyta; Magnoliopsida; Asterales; Asteraceae
Product: non-specific lipid-transfer protein 1
Exons: 2
Coding region: 42-395 (117 amino acids)
Biological process (GO): lipid transport
Cellular component (GO): membrane
Molecular function (GO): lipid binding
Source: RefSeq, a predicted model, not a curated record